Cladophialophora bantiana CBS 173.52 is the source of this 1494-nucleotide messenger RNA. RefSeq lists its product as uncharacterized. The transcript is spliced from 5 exons. Lineage: Eukaryota; Fungi; Ascomycota; Eurotiomycetes; Chaetothyriales; Herpotrichiellaceae. The record is from RefSeq and is a predicted model, not a curated record. Bases 1 to 1494 code for a protein of 497 amino acids.
AUGCCGCCCAAACCUGCCCUUACCAGCUCUUUUCUCGUGUCGACGGAUGCAGAAAAUGAGGUUGUGUGUCCGCUCACAAACCAAGAUGGCUCGCAGUGCAGAAAGAGAUGCAUUGGGGAAAAACGCUACCGGUCGAUGCAAGAGCACAUUCGACGCGCCCACCCCGAUCAUUAUAUCCCCAAAUUGCCUGCUACAGAGGAGAGUUUCCAGUUAAUGAUCAGUACUCCUCCCUCGCAACGCCCACAUGUCCAACAGACUGCCGCCCUUCCUGCCCAAAGAGGCCCUUCGGGUACUAGUGAAAAUGUCGCCUCGUUAGGACAAACCGGAUCAGGGACUUUGACUGCGCAACCUCCUGCCGCAGCCAAUGCUGCUGUUGCCCUUACCCAACUCCACCAGUGGGACUCCGAUUUUGAUGUUUUCCCAGAGUCAGACUACAAACGCGAGACCUCAGGUCUUGAGCUGCCAUCAUUACGCGCACAGUUCCACGAAGAUACAUUUCAGCCUGCUCGCCCGCGAGAACUAUUACCCUCUCUUCUGCAGUCACCGGGCAGCCGGUACUCAUCCUUACCACCCAUCCAACGACGCGGCGAGAAACUGCCACGACCCCGAAAGCCGUCGAUGGGGCAAAAUGCGCGCAAGGGCAAGCACGAACGCGGAAAAUCUAGGGAAUUUUCGGCCAAGGAUUUCUCCCGAAGGCUGAGCGUCGAAGGCCGAAAAGCAAUGUCUGCAGAACCGCCCACCGCGGCUUGGGUUCAAGGCAAGAGAUGGGAAGAUCUGAUCGAGGCUGCCACGAGUGCUACUGAGGCUGAUGAUGAUCGUGAUCUCACUCCCAUGCCGCAGUCGCCAAACUUUCCGCCCUCUACCACUGUUGCCGCCACCGCUGCUGGCACGGGCACCACCACCACCACGACCGCUCGUAGAUUGUCCGCCGCGGACAGCAUGUCGACCAGUGGGGAGGCCAACAAGCGUUCAUCGCUACCCCCGGGCUUCCGUCCCUUUGGUCAUCACCUACACCACCAACCUGGGCAAUACAAUGCCUCUCCGCUGCAACGUACCCUGACUCCACCGCCACCAGAUAUCCUGGGACCCAAUGAUCCCGAGCCCUUCCCUUCGGUCGAGUCCCUAGAGAGCGCGGGAUCCGGUCAGAAUUUCCACAUCUCAGGGUCCGGCCUGCCUACGUCGGCGUCGUCCAACGAUAACACUAGCCCCUUACAGCACCAUUCACACCCUUACCAGCACUCCCAAUCGUCCUCAUUUGGCAGCAAAUCGGAUGUAUUGGAGAUCUACUGCGCAUCCUGUAGUCGGCCGUGGCUACUGAAAAAUGCCUUCGCCUGCACCGAGUGUAUCUGUGGCGUCUGCAGCGACUGCGUUGGACAGAUCAUCAGCAGUCCUGUGGUGACGGUCCAACCAGGUCUCGCACCGAUGCGCCGCGGCUGCCCCCGCUGCGGAGUCAUGGGCGGGCGCUGGAAAAGGUUCAACAUUGACAUUCGCUGA